GACAUGCUGAGCAAUUCUGUAUCGACCCUCUCAUCCCCUACGGUUGUUCUAAAACCAUGCAAGGCGGUCGCUAUAGCAGCGAGGAAUGUUUCUACGCCGCGAAAUUGGCGUCACGUUUUGUAUAGAUUUUCAUACUGUUCGUUGAGUGGUUUCAAUGAGGACGUUUCUUGACCAACCUGUAGCAAGGAAGAAAAUGUUACUUAUUUUGGCAUUAGCCAAUACAUUUGUUUCCAUGCAGUUGCAUGCUUAUAAUGCACGUACCCCUACAAACCACAGGUACACGCCUGACCAAAUGUGCGGGUUUGUUGACUACUUUUUGAAAAGUCCAAUCCUCAAUCAAUCAAUCGUAAAGACACAGAGACACUGCUUCAGUCUGUGUCUUGAACAUCCAGACUGCAAGUCUACAAACUACUUCUGGAAGACACAUGAGUGUGUCUUAAACAACGUAUCACAUUUUGGCGGUACCCAGGCACUGGAGAUGAUAUCUGGAAGUUUCUAUGCAUUCACCAAAUCAAGGCCUGAAUGCAGUAUGGGACCAACCACGGAGAAGACUCAGGCAAUAUGGAUUGAACAAGAAUUGUCAUUGGUUGGAAGGUCGAGCCAACUGAGCCCAUUCUUCAGACUUUCAUAUGGCCCUGAACGAGCCAACGACGGCCACGUUAAUACACUCAUGACCAGCGAGCCCUACUGUGCUCACACAGAUGUCGCCCAACAUCCUUGGUGGCGUGUUAACUUGGGAGGAGACCACUGUUUGGGACGCAUCACCAUUGUCACCAGAGGUGACUGUUGUGAGAAUCGCUUGAUUGGAGCAACAGUUCGCGUGGGUCUCAACUCUGAAGUCACCCGUAACAUGAUAUGUGGCUCAGCAGUCACUAAAUCUCAGGCCCAACCGGGGGCAUGGAUUGAGUUUGUUUGUGACCCUCCUACUUUGGCUCGUUAUGUCAGUGUAGAUGCUAACUAUGGGGCUGGUACUGACUCCCUUGAAAUCUGUGAAGUCAUGGUCAAGGAAUAUGUUCAAGAAAAGUAGCAAUGAGAAUUCGGUUUAUGACUUAAAUGCUUUGAUGAAACUAUUCUCAAAAUAAAGUUAAAUGCUAGCAUGAAAUUUUUGGACUGUUGUGUACUCGAGCUCGACUAGAGUCACAAUUUUUGGCGACUCGACUCGAGUUCCUCAUUAGAAGACCCAACUCGAGUGAAAGUUACUAAGACUCAAGUCCAAAACAUAAAAGCAAACUUCUUUGCUGAAAAUAUCUGCAUUGACUUACAGUGCCGGUUUAUAAUUAAUAUUUAUGCGAUGUGUAACGAUCAUCAAGAGUAAGAUUUCAUGUGAUCACAAUGCAUGUAGAAACCCCGAGGUAAAUUUUUACAAUGCCCCCAAAGAUUUUUCUUUCUGGUAUUUCUAGGUUUUGUUCAAAUAUUGGUGACUCGACAUAACUCGAGCUAUAAAUUACUUAACUUGACUUUUUUCGUUAAUGACUUGACUCGAAGUACUACGUUAAAAUGACUCGAGGAAGCUGGAGUGACUAAGUUACAAUAACUCGAGUCAAAUAAACAUUAGUGAUGACUCGUUAAAACCCUUAGCUUCCCAAUUUCAUGGUGUUGCUAAGCACACCGUUUUACGCCGACAGAGGCUCCAAGUAUUUCAUUGAGACUUUAAGCAGCAAAAGGUAAACUUAUCUUGGAUAGGAAAUUCGCUGAACGUUGUGUAAAAACAAUGGAAAUUUCUACGCGUGCGCAACCGUAAGUACAACCACACCGAGCACCACCGUUAAACAGUAUUGGUGAAAUUUUCUCCUGAAGUAAACAUGAAGUCUCAACUUAAGGUUAAGCAGCGCCAUGAAAUUCGGCCCAGGAGUACGGUAAGUGUUUAAACAAGGAAUAAUUUAACGCCCUUCUCCUCAUGGCUAUCUAAAACCCACUUUUAAAUAGGGUACAAGACACAAAGUUGCUAAGACUUUUAACGGGUUAAAGAUAAAGUUAUUCUUCUUUCAGUGUUGUUAUUAAUAUACAUUCAUCUCGGUUGUAAAGUGUCCUUUUCUUGUUUUUCACCUUUGUUGAGAACAUGUACUGUAGUUUUACCUCCCAAUGAGACGUUUUGCUCUCUGAACAAAGAGGCAAGCAAGUGGGAUGAGAUAUUUUCAAAAAAGUCAAACUCAAACUUCAUCGAUAUUUCAUCAUCACAUGGAAUUUCAACUUGCAAAUGUUCUACGUAAUUCUUAAACUAAUACAAAUAUUCCCUACAGAUGGGGCUUACUGGAAAUUGAAAGAAUUUGAUCUAUAUGUAGACAAAGAUGUUCAAAUCGAAGUCCCUAUUCUUAAAAUGUUAAUCUUACUCUCUUUCCAUUAUGAAUGCGAAAAUGGCAAAAUGAGGCCAUUGGUAAGUACAGUUUCGACGGUAAAUCUUUGCACUACGCUUUACUUUUAAGAAAUUCGAUCCUGUAGGGCCACAUUUGGUUCUAAAUACGGCCGUUGUGCAAGAAAAACAUGAAAUGUAACUUCACCUACAUUGUCUGCACUUUAGCAAAAGCCACACCUGAAACCUUUCCCUCUAUUAUCUACAUCUGUUAUCGCCUAAACUAUUUGUCCCUUUGGAUUAAAGUUCACAAACUUAGAAGUAGACGAAUUGUAUGUCAGCACUGAAUGAUUAUUGUCAAAUAAAUCUGAAAAAAGAAACAGA
Messenger RNA from Acanthaster planci (crown-of-thorns starfish), 2674 nucleotides. RefSeq lists its product as uncharacterized. The record is from RefSeq and is a predicted model, not a curated record. NCBI's taxonomy places the organism in Eukaryota, Metazoa, Echinodermata, Asteroidea, Valvatida, Acanthasteridae.